This is a messenger RNA of Strongylocentrotus purpuratus (purple sea urchin), 4251 nucleotides long. RefSeq names its product insulin-like growth factor-binding protein complex acid labile subunit. Gene Ontology annotation, cellular component: membrane. The record is from RefSeq and is a predicted model, not a curated record. Gene Ontology annotation, molecular function: protein binding; transmembrane signaling receptor activity. The annotation marks the transcript as partial. The transcript has a single exon. Gene Ontology annotation, biological process: immune response; toll-like receptor signaling pathway. NCBI's taxonomy places the organism in Eukaryota, Metazoa, Echinodermata, Echinoidea, Camarodonta, Strongylocentrotidae.
ACAGUAAUAGAGUAAAGGAAUUGCAUCACAUUUGGCGGUCUUCCAUUUCUUUUAUCUCAGGGACGUUUCCUCUGGGGAGGUGUUCUGCCAUUAAUCCCCAGUAAUCUCCUUCUUUUUGGGACAUGCCUCCCGGUCCUUUCUGUGCUGGUCUAGCAAAUAAUAGGUAGAUACAUUGAUUUAUUGUGGUAAAUCAGAAAAAUCAGAACUGGUUUUAUUAUUUACUAUAUAAAUCUAUCUACCUAUCCCUCUGUUCCCUCUCCUUGCCCAGCAACAUGUCCAAAGCGUAGCAAAUAAUAGGUAGAUACAUUGAUUUAUAUAGUAAAUAAUAAAAUCAGUUCUGAUUUUUCUGAUUUACAUAGUAAAUAAUAAAAUUAGUUUUAAUUUUUGUAGAAUGCCCUGCCAAAAUAUAGUAUGCCAACAAACUUUUUAUUGUAUCCCCCGGCAGUACGCUGGUGAGGUACUUUGGAUUGAGCAGCGUUACGCCAUGUUCGCCCCCGCCACCGCCGGUCAUAUUUUGGUGGCUGUCUUUUGUGUGCUCUAACUGCCACAUUUCUUGACACAUUUCUUUCAUACUUUCUACAGAAAUGCAUUAUACUCUAAUCUACACACAUAUUGUUUUGGUGAUGCUACUCCUAGUGAUCAUCUCCAAGUCAUCUUUUUGUUUCAGAGAGGGGAGAGGGGAUUUUUGUCCUUCCAACAUAAGGAUGACACAAAAUGGUUGCCACUGCCGGGGGAUACAGAUUGCGAUAUUUCUAGUUUUAAUCCCGUCUGUUAGUAUUUUUUAUGCUUCUUCUUGCUAAUGCCCAUCACACAUUCAAAUAUCUUAUUUUUAGUAUGUUUAACAAUAUUUUCAUACAUUUUUCGUAAUAAUCUACUCUUGAAAUUGCUUGAAAAUCAUGAAAAAUCACUGUGAUUACGACCAGAAAAUAAAGUACACAUACACAAUCAAUGGAUGUAAUAUGUCUGAAAGUAUCUUUUUAUCCUUUAAUGAAUCCUUCAGGCACUUACAAAGGUCUCAUUGAAAGCUAAUUAUCUUGAGAUGAAACAUGAGAUUUUGAAUCAUGGAUUGAAGGCAAAUUAGCAUUUAUGCCCUCUAGUAUUUCCACUUCAUUAUGUAUCAAACAGGAAAUUACUAUAUUCUAUAACUAUUGAGUCGUUACGUCAGGAAAAUUUUCAAAUUCAUCAAGUACUGAUGACCUCAUCCAUGGGUCAUUUUUUUUCUUUUUUCUUUUUUUGGACAUUCCAGUUAUUGUCCGUGCUCUGAAACUUGGUAUCUUGUUAUAAUCUACAAGCAUAUAGAUUUUCGUUAUGCUGCCUCCAGUGUUCCAGAAAAUAUAGUACACACACAAAAUCAAUGGAUAUGUUUGAAAGUAUCUUAUUAUCCUUUAAUGAAUCCCUCAGGUACUAAUACAAAGAUCUGAUUGAAAGCUAAUUAUCUUGAGAUGCCAUUUUGAAACAUGGAUUGAAGGCCAAUUAGCAUUCAUGCCCUCUAGUAUUUCCAUUUCAUUAUGUAUCAAACAGGAAAUUACUAAAUUCUAUAACUAUUGAGUUUUUACGUCACAAAAUUAGGAAUCAAAGCACCGUGCAUGAUGUUGGGUAAUAUUUCUUUUUACAGCAGCAGUCAGAUCAAGCUUUUGUCCCGCUUCAAUUCACUUAGAAUUGCUUCCGAACAAGACAAUGGUAGGAAGAGGAAAGGAAAUCUUUGUCUGGGCAUGAUCAGCAGUAUACGUCCAAACAUAAGAUAUUUAGAUCAUUCAAUGAUCUGCUUCUGCAUUUGCAUGCAGUUUGUAGAACAUUCUCCCUCAGCUACUCUGCUCUUGCUAUACAUUGUUUGUUCUCUACCUUGAAGACUUUAAGUUUGCAUACAACCAGCCACUCUUCAAAUCUUGAAGGAAGGAAUCAUGGACUGCUCUUGUCAUAGGUGUCUUUUGUCAGGCUUUUAAAUGCUUGCACUCUAAAAGUUCCCAGAUUGGCUUCUAUGGAUUGGACAUUCUACUUCAAUCUGCUUUCGCUCCUGUCCAUUAAACCGGCAAGAUGAAUCUUCAUAUCUUCUUGUUUGUGCUUGCCUUCAUUGGGAGAACAGUCCAAGGAAAAUGUCCUGUUGGUUGUGACUGUGACACGGUAAACGGUUUGGUCAAUGUGGACUGCGCUUGGUGUGGUCUUAACAAUGUUCCAGAGGACAUUCCAUGCGAUGCUGGUGAAGUUAUCCUGCAUACUAACUAUAUCACUAGACUCAAUAAAAAGUCAUUCUCCUGCCAUAUCCAAAUGAAUAAACUUUUCCUAUCACAAAAUAAAUUGAAAUAUAUUGAGAAAAAUGUUUUUGAACGAUUGGUGGAACUAACAUACAUCGAACUUGAUUCAAAUGAACUUGUGAGCAUUCCAUAUCUUGGCUCAUUACCUCACCUUUUCGAUGUAUCUAUCUCUAAAAAUUCUUUGUUAGAGUGGCCACAGUUGUUUCUUUCUAGUAUGCCAGGAAGACGACCUUUCAAGAUGAGUUUGGCAUACAACAAACUACCUGAUGCACCAAAGGUUCCCUUCAAAAUAUGGAACUUUAAUCUUGAAGGAAACGCUGUUACUGAUCUGUCCAAUGCAGUGUUUACAUAUCCUAAAGUGAUUUUAGAGCUGAAUAUUGAUAAAAAUAACGUAGAGUACCUGGAGAAGUUGCAGAAGAUGGACAAUCUUAUGAUACUUUCCCUGGAAUCCAAUGGAAUUCGAAGCAUUGCUGACACCAUAUUUGCCUACCUUCCUUCACUUGAAAGAAUUAACCUGGCAAGAAAUAAAAUUGUUGAUGUCUCACCCUUCAGAAACAUGUCAUAUAUUACAGAGAUUAUAUUGACAGAAAACAAUAUAAGACAUAUCCGUCACCCAGCUUUUACUAACAUUCCAAAUAUAGCUUUCAUCGAUCUAAAGGAUAAUGAAAUUGUUUGUUAUAUACCUCACUCUGACUUCAGUGUACCAUCGAGCCUUCUUCUUGGCAGCAACAAAAUUUCAGUUAUAAACAUGAAUCCUGCAGGGAACUAUUCAAAUGUAGUAAUUCUAAAUAUCAACAACAACCAUCUUGGUAACUUUUCUAUUCAUCCGUUCCCUGGUUUAUCUAGUCUUUAUGCUUCAAACAAUUUCAUUAAAGAUGUGAUAUCUCUCAAGUAUGAACAUCGUUUUCUAACAUACAUCAACUUGUGCUAUAACCAAAUCGGGAAUGUGAAAAACUUUGAAAACCUACCUGCCCUAAAGUGGCUGGUUCUCUGUCAUAACUCCAUCAAAACCUUGGAUGAUAACAGCCUCAUCGACUCGUUUAGUCUUCUUACCCUUGACCUAAGCUACAAUAAGUUGUCAGAACUCCUAAACUUCACAGCUUUGCCUGCUCUGAGUUGUCUUGAUUUAUCAGGCAACAUCCUUCAUGUGAUAGGAAAUGCAACCUUUGACCACCUACCAAGGCUUGUUACUCUAAACCUUAGCCAAAAUAAAAUCUCAAAACUUGGUUUUCUCAGUUCAAUGCCAUCCCUUGAAACUCUAACUUUAAGUCACAACCAGCUAAGGACCAUCCACCCCCAUGACUUCUCUAAUCUAAACAAUCUUAGAUUUUUGCAGUUAGCUUCCAAUUUUAUUGUAGAGUUUGAAAACAUCAACUUGCCUUCUCUUCAAAGACUUGACAUCGGUUUUAAUUUCUUAACUCAUAUGAAUUUUAAUCAUUUAUUGGAUCACAGAAUUCUAUAUAUCAAUGUUGAGAGUAACAGAAUAGCUGAGGUUAUAUCCACUCAUGCUCCACUUGUAAGUAUCAUUGUAAACAACAAUGGGAUUGGAUCAUUAAAUUCAAGUUUGUUAUCUGGGUAUAAUGUUUUUGCAUCCAGCAAUAACCUGACCAAUUUCAACCAGGUUCGUAUUACACCAGGUUUGAUUGGACUUUACCUCAAUAAAAACCACCUCUCAUGCAUACCUGAUUACACUUUCUCCCUAGCAUCCUCUCUGGAAUUUCUUGAAUUGGCUGACAAUCUAAUAGUCAAAGUAACAAAUUUAUCCUUUGUUGGCCUUCAGCUCGUUAGAACUCUGAAUCUGGAAAGAAAUCAAAUAGUCCACCUAUCUUCUGGGGUGUUUUCAUAUAUUGGGGAUCUGAAAACUCUUGAACUGAGUGGAAAUCCUUUGACAUAUAAGUCAAGUCGGCCAUUUAUGGGAAUACAGGGUCUUGAAUAUCUUAAACUUGCUAAUAUGCCAUUUUCAAAUGUGUCCCUUCAUGUGUUGGAAGACAUUCAACUU